AUGGAUUCAACUAAGAACUUUAGGAACAAGAGAGUCCACCACACAGCGGGGUAUGCUCCCGGGACCUUGGAUACAGCCCUUUCUGGUGGACACUCGUGUCUGAACUCAUGCUGUCCCCAAUCUAGCCUCCAAACAGGCAUGCAGGGUGCCGUUGGAAAGCCCCAAGGCACAGCGGCCAGAGCCCACAAUGGCCAAGUCAUCAUGUCCAUCCGCACCAAGCUGCAGAACAAGGAGCAUGUGAUCGAGGUCCUACACAGAGCCAAGUUCAAGUUCCCUGGCUGCCAGAAGAUCCACAUCUCCAAGAAGUGGGGCUUUACUAAGUUUAAUGCGGAUGAGUUUGAAGACAUGGUGGCCGAGAAGCGCCUCAUCCCAGAUGGCUGUGGAGUCAAAUACAUCCCUAAUCGUGGUCCCCUGGACAAAUGGAGAGCCCUACACUCAUGA
Myotis davidii is the source of this 441-nucleotide messenger RNA. Its product is annotated as 60S ribosomal protein L10-like. Gene Ontology annotation, biological process: ribosomal large subunit assembly; translation. Gene Ontology annotation, molecular function: structural constituent of ribosome. The record is from RefSeq and is a predicted model, not a curated record. The transcript has 2 exons. NCBI's taxonomy places the organism in Eukaryota, Metazoa, Chordata, Mammalia, Chiroptera, Vespertilionidae. Bases 1 to 441 code for a protein of 146 amino acids. Gene Ontology annotation, cellular component: cytosolic large ribosomal subunit; ribosome.